CCGUUGCUGAGUGACUCGGAACGCACUUGCCAGUAUGUAAACAUCGGGAAUUUCUACAAACUUCAGGAUGUAAUUAAGAACAAACACACAGGGUGGCAUUGACAACGACAGAUUGCCAAGAUGAUGAGCUUGUCUGAUUUGUACCAGCCUGGUACCUCAGAGAAAGUACAGGACUUGGACCAUGACUUGAAGAAGGAACUUGAUGAACUGAAAGGUGCAGUGGAGGAGUUUGAACUCCUGUUUCAAACCCCAGCUAAACCCAUCAGUACUGUACACAUUCCUAAGGAUGCAGAGCAUUUCAAAUUGGAAAGAAAGCUGGUGAUAUCACGACUACUCCAGGUGAGCGAGUCCCAGCCACUGAAGCUACAGGCAGAUCUGAUGAAGGAGGAGAUGAUGACAUGUGAUUCACUAGAAUAUACACCCAAAAGUCUGCCCCUCCUCCUUCACCAGUAUUUUCUGGAGAGAAUUCAGCAGCUGAUUCACUGUAAAUAUCUACACAUGCUGAGAUGGAAACGGUUCUGUGAACACACAAGUUCCAUAGAGACACUGUACCCUCACUAUACCAAGCGCCUCACCCGAAUAGUGGCCGAGUUCAAUGACUGCGUUGCAAGAGCAAAGAGGCUUAGUGCUGCUAGAGAGGCAUUUCUGGCGGGUAGCGACACGGGAAUGAGUUACGUGAAGAUUGAAGAUCUUCUUAUUUACCUGAGGUGGCUCACCUGUCACAUGUACUCCAUGAGGACCCCAAACCAGUUCCUCAAGAUACUUCACUGGUUGCCGAUCCUGUACAAAGCUGAGACAGUUCCCCCAAGUAAAGACCAUGAGGAUAUGGAGGACACAACUAGUGCUUCUAAAAUCGCAUCCCGUUAUCAGGACGACAACAUGGGGGGUGGCUUAUUCCAGAAGCCGAAGCCUGGUUCAUCAUCCCGUCCUGGCUCAGCGGCGUCUGCACAAGCUUCAAACGCUGUACCUCCAGCGCCACCUAUCAGUGCUAAUCUCCUGACAACGUCGCCACUUCCAUCAUCGGCUUUCACAAUGGCUGCCGCUGCAGCAGGUGGCGGCCUCGCAACUGAUGAAGGCUCACUUGGGAUUCCACUCAACGUGAUUGACUUCGACUCUCUUAAGCCUCAUCUUAGCUUCCUCCUCAACAUUUAUGGAAUCAAUUAUGAUUUGGAGAGCAUACACACACCUGCUGAUGAAAUGGAGUUGUACGCAGCCGUAAACAGAAAAUUCCGACUCCUAUUCCUGCGUCAAGAAAGCAUGAGAACGUUCAAGGCCUAUGACCGUUUGGAGGUUGGAAUGGAGAACUGGGGCUCAGAUUCCUCGACACACUCUCUCAGACAGGAAGCAAACUGGGUUCCCUACAUACGCCUUCGUCCCGAAAAGGAACCCAUUCAGGAGAAGAAAUGGACACAGCUACGUCAGUCCAACAAAGUUGAUGAGAUCCUCAAAAUCAAAUAUGGUUUCCUGAAUAUGGGUGAACCUAAGAGAGUACAGGAUAUUUUACGAGACCACGCAGCAGUUGUCCGCGACCCUGUCCCAGUGUUCCCAGCCUACGUAACCUCAAAUGCGACCCCUUCUGGCUACAACACUGCUGCCACCUGGAGGAAAAUCUACAGCAAUCCAGAUCGCUAUACAGAUGAGGAUGCUGAUGACGAAAGCCGGGAGCUUGAUGACAAAGAAAUAGAAAAUGUUGAUCUGACACAGUCCCGAGCUUCAAGUGCACGGAAACGUAAAGACAGCUAUGACUACAUGAACACAGUGAGGAUGCUGGGUAUGGAUGAUGGAAAGGAGGACACAGAUCCAGCAACUGUUCAGGGGGCUUACCUGUCCUUUUUACACCUGCGGCAUUUGAGACUCCGGGACCUCCACCGAACAGUUCUGAGUUGCUUGAACUACUACCGCUCAUUAGAAAGAACACUUUCCAUAAACGAUGCUGGUCUGACGCAGGAGGGAAACGAUUUCAAGAAGACAUUCCCACAGAACCAUAGACGAUCGACAGAGCAUGAUGGGACAGUUGGAGGAGGUGGAGGUAUCGGUAACCAUGGUUACAUCCACAACACACCAGCAGACUACAAGUUGAAUGAAUCGGAGUUUAUCCAGUAUGCUGAUGUGGAUAACCAUGAUGAUUUCUACACGAUCGAGGAAGGGCGUGUUCAUGUACAUGAUCAGCGUGGGUACUUCAUCAUCUACGAUGCUGCAGAGGCUGACCUCAAAGAUCUUGAGAAGGACUUGUUACUAGUAGCAACCCACUACAUAGAAAAGGACCGAGACUUCAGGCAGCAGUCACGCAUCGUCAGAUCGUCAGACUCCAUGAAACGAAGACAGAUAUCAGAGAUGGGUCCCGGAGAUUUCGACAUCGCCAGCUAUGCACACCAAGAGGUGGACAGAUUCGGGGUCCUGAUGGACCUGUGGACAAACGAGGCUGCCUACCAGGAGUGUAAGCGUGAGCUUUUGGACUGUUACAUUGAGGCGUAUCAACACGUGUUUGAUCGGGACGAGAAGCGAGCGCUAGCACAAGUCAUCACCAACCUCAUCUACAAACGGCCUCGCUUUGACUUUGAUACCACCUACUUCGUGAAGACCUAUAGGACGGAGUGUGUCAUAAUGAGACAGACCACAUCACUGGUCAAGGCCAUGCUUGACCGACAGGUGGAGCAACAAAGAGAGUAUACCCAGAAAGUGUGCCGGGAGGGUGACACAGAGUUUGGUCUGCCCCUGUGUGUUAUCCCCAAACAGCCUAUCUCAGUGAACCUGAGCCGACCAGCCCUGAAGAAUGUGUACAUGCUUGAGUUCCACACUUCACUGUCCAUGGCCAGCAAGAUCCCGGAGGCACUAAAGUAUGCCCUACAGGAACUUAUACAUGCCCACAGACCAGAGUCUGUGUACGACGCCCUCAUCAUAGAAAAGAAGAUGUUAGAGGCAGCAAACAAGGAAUGGAGUAAGAUGCCACGACCAGGAAAGUCCUACUCCGACCAGCUGGAGAAAGAUUUGUUUUCUGAAGUGUUUGCCGACGAUCCGUUGUUUAUGUGCGAGAUCGCCCAGAACAUGGUUGCCCAGGGUGCAGAGGAGGCACAGAGAAAGCCAGCCAAGGAGAGACAGGCACUAAUGGUAGCUACUGUCGGCAGACUCAUGGAGGCGCUGACCUACCGUUAUAGACUGAUAGACUCAGCCUGGGAAACCGACAUACUUGCCAAGAUCUAUAAGAAGCAGGCGGAGGAGAUGGGAUACCACGAAUCUCACAUGUAUAUACGCUUUGUCCAGUUUGAGUAUGCGUCGUACAAGGAGGACGCUGGUAAACCUCCACCCACCUUCAUGACCCAGGACCAAGACGAUGAAUCAGCAGCUGACAGAUAUGUGCCAAUCAACAUGUUUCUUGGUAUACACGAGUUGGAUGAGGGUCACGUUGGUCGAUUCAGCUUCCGGACCCGAGAGGGCGUCCUACAGGUCAUGCGCCCGGGUGGUGUAGAAAGUUUGUCUGCGGUACUGAAGGCACAGAUCGUACAGAAGAAUGCCCUUCUGACUGCGGUUCAGCUCGUGGAUGUCUGUACUCCACUGAAAGAGCCGGAGAACUUCAAAAGUGGAAGAUUGAGUCCUACAGAAACCAAGAGUGAGAAAAGUUCCCUGACACAGUUGACGGGCUUCUCCAGUGGGACUGGGGGCACGGCUCUAGGCUCCAAGGGCUUAGGCAGGACAGCCCGCAAUAGACCCCUCCCCGAGUCUUUUGUGUCCAUUAAACUGGAAAAGACCCCGAGUCGGGACCUGAUGCUGAAUCAGUUUGUACACAAGAAGAGUCAGAUGGGUAUGCUCCUGAGGAAUGUGGAGGAGAUGGAGAAAUUGAAGAGGAACCUGAUUUCCGAGUUCUGCUACAUGUUCAAUCGACGGAUGGCCCAGUUUUCCUUGAGAGGACAAAUAAUCGCUUACUACAACAGCAUACUGCGUCUGCUGGAGGACUUUCCAACAUUACGGAACACCUACUUCAUGCUGGGGGAACCAAGUGAAAAGAAGGAGGAUGUGGACGACCUCUCUGGACUGACCCCAGAUCCAAGGCAGAGGAAAUCCCGUCCCCGACAACUUCUCACCACCGAUGGAAAACACGUCCUCAAUAUCUGGUUCAUUCCACAUCACACGGAGGCUUUGAGCAUGUUCAAGAAGCUGGACGAUGCUGACUGUGUGCGUGCGCUGACGUACACAGUCAUGAUUGUGUCCUCGUUACACGAUAUGCUCCAGUACCUGUGUGCACACUCACGACUCGGAAGCUCUCUCGCUCGACUUGGGUCACGUAAGAUGGAAUUUGUAUCAGCAGAUUGGGGUGGAAUAGAAGGCAUAGGAUCUGAGUUGAGAGAAAUUCAGAAGCAGAUUGACAGUUUGCCGAAUCCAAACGACCCGGGAACCAUUGCUGAGCUGCUGAAUCUGCGGAAGGAUGUAAUGUUCCUUGAGUUUGAUACAGCUGUCCGACACUGCAUGACCGAUACUUUCUUAUCGACGGGCAACGUACAGGCUUAUAAGUCAAUCAAGCAGAACAUUCAUCACGCUCUACCGGCUCUGAGUAACAUUCAACGCCCUGCUGUGUAUAGUUCUCAACUCACGAUUCCUGAACCGGUGGAGCCGAGGGAUUUAAUCGCACGUGAACUUUUCCCAUACAGAUCAUUCCUUGGCAGGACCGGGCCUUUCUCGUUGGCUCUUUAUCAGUUCCACAUGAUUGAAUACUACAUACAGUUGUGUUUGGCGGGACUCAAGGAGGUGGACAGACACGUGGCUAACGGGGAGAUCCUAGGAGUUACACUGUUGAUGGAGGACGCCUUACAGUCGGGAUACGAGGACCCGUCAGCUCUGGCCGAUGUUGACGAAACAGAGUCAAAAGCCAGCAAGAAGGAGGGGCCAGGGUCACGUGGGGGGUCAAGGACAGGUUCACGGGCCACAAGUCGUACAGACGUGCAUAAGGAACCUCAGGAGGGCGUUGUUGCCAAGAUUGCCACAGGAAGUAAUAGCCUAUCCCGAACCCAGCAGCCAAUAGAAGCUUACCGUCUGCUCAAAUUCUUUCUCAUGCAAUGGAAAUGUCUGGAGUUCCUGAAGUUUGAUUGGGGGAAGUGGCGUCUACAAGUAGAGAAGAUAGAGUCUCCUCAUCUGUUCAAGGAAUUUUGUAAACUGUACAAGACUGAAAUUCUCAUGCCAGUGUUGACGAGCAUUGCUCGUCGUCUCGGACAGGGAGAAAUGUACGAAGGUAUCGCCUUAGACACAGACCCCCUUGUCAUGCCAAAAGGGGCAUCAGAGAUUGAGGUCAGGUCUAAACAGCUGAUCAAAUUGUUGGAAACCUAUGAAUGUCACCAAAUUAUGGAGAUCCGAAAGAAGAUUGCAAGGGAGAUGACUCUAGUCACGACAGAGCGGGCACGGGAGGAGUCAGCAUUAUCAACAGAUCUUUGGAAACGUCCUGCCAUGAAGGAGAGUUUCACCAUCAACAAACCUCACCUAACCGAGAACUUUGUUGACCUACUUAUGUCUAACGCCAGAGAAGGGGAGGAAGGUAAGGAAGGGGAGGUAACCUUUACCUCAGAACACCUCAAUCGCUGUAUCAUGGAGCUGGCCUCCCAAGUCAUGGGCCGUGAAAAGAGCAACUUUGAAAGCUACACAAUGUACUAUGAGAACCUGAUGAAGGUCCAUCACCAACUGCUCUAUCAAAAGGAACAAGAAGUGAAGCAGCUGAAGGACCAGGUCAAGAUGUACCAGAAUAACGUCCAGGUGGAGGUCCAGUGUGACCUGGCUACCCAGGCACACGAUAUGUUAAUGGAGAUCACUGCCCUACGAGCUAAGAUCUUUGAAAUGCGGCAAACGAGUCUAAACCAGGAAGCAGAGAUACGAGACAAGGUGAAAAAGGAGUAUAAUGACCUUGUAGGGAACAUGAUGGAGGCAUGCGACCACAUCAAGGCAAAGUUUGACGAGUUCAGGCAUGAGUUACAUGAUGACGUAAAUGACAUGAUCACAGACACGCGACGAGAAACACUGAGGUCCAUGGAGAGCGUCAAACAGAAGACGAUGGCAGACGCAGGCUUAAAACAACCGGAAUAUGAAGAACUGAUCCAGAGAAACCUUGCCAAGUCUGAACAGAUCCGGGAACUGAAAAAUGAGAACCACAAUCUGAACGUCCUUGUCCUCAAGAUCAAGGCCAUGAACAAUUGGAGACAGAACCACACCAACCUGCGUUUUGUCAAAACGAUAAACCAACUGAAGAUGGAUGCUAACCAUAGUAAGAAGGAAUAUGUUCAAAUUAAGAUGAAAGCAGACGAGAAAGUGAUUUUACUCCGUCAACAAUUGUCAGCCAUCAGAAAGGCUCUCACCUCCACAGAGAAAGAAUGUAACGAGAUACGCAAACAGCUGGACAAAGAGUUGAAGGAGAAGUUGGAGAAGACACACGAGGAAAUGCAGCGAGCAGCCAGUCAGAAACAGCUGGAAAUGGCUAAACAAGCUAACAUAGAAAAACUGAUCGACGAGCUGGACUAUAAGGAUACACGGCUGAAGACCAUGUUGGACGUCCAGGAAAAAAACACAAAGUUCCAGAUAAUCCAACAGGAAAAAGUGCGCAAGGAUGUGGACUGUAUUAGGAAACAGCUCAGCCACGAACGGGGGCUCAAACUGGAUGCCUUCAACCGCGUCGACGAACUCCAGACACAUGUGUACGACAUUGAAUCUGCCUUUAUGACGAGGACACAGUCAGCUAUCACAGCACGACCACAGUCUCCAGCCCAAACAGUCAAGUCCAAUAACUCUAAACGAGCUCAGUCUGCCUACGGUACGGCACGGAGUCGGAUGUCCAGUCGGGGCACCCCCACCUCCUCUGGGGUGUGGCCUCCACCCGUCUCUUGGCCCGCGGGUCACAGGAGCAUGACCGCCGUCCCACCCUCCACACAUGACUACAACAAUCUCGACAAGAAAUCCAUACAGCGACCAAAAACUUCGUACAUGAAACAAGUGGUGCACAGUCGACUGCGGAGUAGAAUUGCAGAACAGCUGAUGAAUGAGCUGGAGUUGGACAAUGAUAAUACGAUCAUACAGCUGGAGAAAUUACAGUUAGAUAGUGGCCGACCCAAGGAAACCGCAUACUGAUUACAGGACAAGGGACAUAACUCAUGGUCUUAUAAAUGAAACAAGGCAAGGGACGUAACUCAGUCUUACAGAUGAGACAGUCUGGUGAAUUUGGUGACAUGAUUUCCUACUUUUCACACGUGACUUGAUAGUGAAACUGAAAAAAAAAUAGCUCUUUCCAUGCAAAUUGCUCUGUGGAAUCUUUUUUUUUCUUUUUGAAUCAAGGGAAACAAGCACUGCCAUGCAACAAAAGAUAUCACUCCAGAGUCUCAAUAUGCCAGGGAUUAUUGCUUUCCAAAAAUUCCUAUACAAUGUUCAAGAUGCUUUAAUCAGGACUUUGUAGGACUGUUCAAGGGGAAAUAACUCCUGAUUGCUUGGAAUUUUGAAAGCACUUCCCCUGCAAAGAUAUUGUGAGAGAGAUGAAACGUUUUCUUUUUACUAGUUAACAUUCAAAGUUGCUGUGAAAAACCUGUAAUAAGUUUAACAUUUAGUUAUACUUCACUUUCUCAAUAUUUGAUAUGAUUAUAAAAAAAAGCAUCAAGAUGAACACUGAGGUACUAAGAUACAGCCUACUAGAUGUAAACAAGUUGAAGGAAUAAUUGUUUCAAAUUAAACAGGUGAUUUGAUUUACCUGCAUUUUUGAUGAUACUAAAUUAAGGAUAAGAUGAUUAUAAACAAUUCUCGGUCAGAAAUAUAAGGUCUGUUAAAUUCUCUUCUGUCAACACAAAUAAUACCAAAAUGAUGUGUCAGUAGUGUCACAAACUUCGUGCAUGCUACAGUAAAACGCAUUGUUGAUAUUGAACUAGAUUUUACUGGUGGCUUUUAUGAAGUUCUUUCAGAUUUUUGUGUAAAACACAACAUAUUUUUUACUUUAAUUCAUAUAAUGCAUGCAAUAAGUAAGAUGCUAGUGUGUAUGAAUAAGAUGUGACUAUAAAUACAUUUAUUUAAAUGUUGAAUAGACAUUUUUUAUAUUGUUUUGGUAUAAGGAAAUUUUGAGCUUAAACUUGUUGAUAAUAUAUUUUAAUAUAACAUAUUCAAAGAUUGUGCCUUUUUGUGCCUGUGACAAAAAGUUAAGAAUUUACGUUUAAGUAAAUAUUGUGACCCAAGAUAUGAAUAUUAAUAAUUUUGUAUUCUUUUCUAACGGUGUCUGGUGUUUAUAACUUAUGACGUUAUUGUUGUGUUACAUUAAUGUCAUAUUUUCGUAAAAUUUGCGAGUUUAACUAGAUAAAAUAAUAUCUUAUGGUUUGUUUUUUGUAAAAAUGGAUAUAUUGUGAGAAAAUGUAGGAUUACCUGAAACUCAGGAAUUCAGACUAUUCCAUCUUUAAGGUAUUCAGCUAUCAGUUCAAGUCGGUGUUGUCUGUUUUUACAUUGGUGCUAAUGAAUAUUCAAUACAUCUUAUGAAUAUUUAUGAACCAAAUAUUCUAUAUGGAAAAAAAAAAUAAAAAAUAUAUAACUUGAAAUUAUUAUGCAU
Molecule: messenger RNA, 8548 nt
Organism: Mizuhopecten yessoensis (Yesso scallop)
Lineage: Eukaryota; Metazoa; Mollusca; Bivalvia; Pectinida; Pectinidae
Exons: 52
Coding region: 121-7098 (2325 amino acids)
Source: RefSeq, a predicted model, not a curated record